Molecule: messenger RNA, 2359 nt
Organism: Phragmites australis (common reed)
Lineage: Eukaryota; Viridiplantae; Streptophyta; Magnoliopsida; Poales; Poaceae
Product: F-box protein At2g26850-like
Exons: 5
Coding region: 828-2048 (406 amino acids)
Molecular function (GO): protein binding
Source: RefSeq, a predicted model, not a curated record
AGCUCGGCUCGGUGAAAGCAAAAAAAAUGGGGAGUUUUUCUUUGCUUUCUUGCGAGUAAUUUGGUAGGGUGGUGUUCGACUGUUCGGGGUUAGCAGCGAGUAGUUGUCUUCACCCACCAACCAUCUCCUCCGCCAAACCUACAAAAGGGCGAGACGAGACCACCUUCUCCCUCCCGGUCCCCUUUAGUUGCUAUUCCAUGCCUUGUCGGUCUCGCUUGCUGCCCACCAAAACAAAUCUACACCGCACCAACCGAUCCUCGGUCUAUCCUCAGGGUGAGUAAACAGAAGGCAGAAUCUGAUCAGACAUGCCGAAGCAUGGCCAAAGGCAGAGCUCAUCCUGCCAGUGGCAGUGAGCAGCGACACACUGCUGCAUGUUCUUGGCGUCCAAAAGAUAAGAGCAGUUGUUAGGAGCAGGACGAGGAGUGCAGUGCUGCCUCUGUGUGGGUGGCUUUUGGGUGGGGCUGCCCUGCCUGGCCUCCUCAAAUCAAAAGCAGAGAGGCGAAGGGAAGGGAAGGGAAAGGCAGCAGCACAGCACUGCAGCAGCAAGGCGAAGGCGAGAAGCGCGGAGGAGAGGGAGGGGGAGGCAGGAAUCAUUCGGCUGCAAAGCUGCCGUUGCCACCUCCGCGUCACUGUCCCCGCUUUCCGAGGCCGGGCGGGCCCGCGCGCGCCUAUCCACCCCCGCGCGUACGUCCUCUCCCUCUCGCCGUGUCCGCGUCGUGCGCGUACGCGGGCGCAUUGGGAUUUGGGUGGCGCUGUCGUCGCACCUCCACCACCAUCGCUGCCUUUGUUUUGUUGAUUGGUACGAGCACUCGCUAGCUUUCCUUGAGAUGCUUCCUCUGCUGCUUAUAUCCACCCUCCCGGCCUUCACGCUGCUCCUCGUCGCGCACGCCACCAAGCCCUGCAAGCUCGUGCGGGAGCUGGGCCUCCUCGCGCUGCUGCUCGCGCGGGAGCUGCUGCGCCACUCCACCGCCGCGGGGAGGAAGGAGCGGGAGUGCGGGGUCAGGAUGAUGUCUCCGUCCAAGCCGAAGCCCGCGGCGGCGACCGCAUUGGUGGCGCCGGAGGAGAGGGCCGCGGGGCUCCCGCUGCUCGACCUGCCGGAGCUGGCACUGGACCGCGUGCUGGAGGAGCUCUCGCCAGCGUCGCUGGCAGCAAUGGCGUGCGUGUGCGCCGCGCUCAGGGACCGCUGCUCCGCGGACGCCCUGUGGGAGCACCACCUGCGCCAGAAGUGGGGGCGCGUGCUUGGCGCCGCCGCGCGGAAGGAGUGGGAGGCGGAGCUGGGCGCCAGGGCGAGCCGCGCCGGCCCGCCGCGGCCGAGCCGCCACAGGAGCUGGGUGGACUCGCUGGCCUGCGCGUGGCCCUUCUCCUGGAUCGGCUGCCGCUGGCUCAAGGCGGACGCCAACCCCCCCGCAGCCGUUGCAGCCGAGCCCGCCCCCGCCGCGUCGCAGACGGGCACGGUGGCCGCGUGGUACCGCGCGCUCGAGUGCGGCGAGUUCUGGUUCCCCGCGCAGGUGUACAACCGCGAGCAGGACGGGCAUGUCGGCUUCGUGCUCUCGUGCUACGACGCGCACCUCCGCUAUGACAAGCGAACUGACACCUUCACCGCGAGGUACCCUCCGCACGGUCGGAAGCCGGCGAAGGAGGAGGAUGGCGUGCAGUGGAGCAGGAUCCGCACCCCGCCGGUGGGCACGCCGGCGCACGAUCUCCAUGCGUCGGACUGCCUGGAGGAGCUGCGUCCGGGCGAGCACUUCGAGAUCCAGUGGCGCAAGAACAAGGAUUUCCCCUACGGCUGGUGGUACGGCGUCGUGGGUCACCAUGAGGCAUGCAACGGGAACGAGCAUCUGUGUCGCUGCCAUGAAGACGAUAUGAUAGCCCUGGAGUUCCAGCACUACGCCCCCGGCUCGCGAUGGCGGCAGACGACUGUGAGCAGGAAGGAUCACAGGGAGAAAGGGGAUGAGACGGACGGUUUCUACGGAGGCAUCAGGAAGCUGCAGAGCAAAGAGGAGAUAUCGACGUGGCGAAGAUUUUGGCCAGUUGAUGUCCUCAGCUGAAGAUAAUAUCACUCUGCAUAUCUCCACCCCAAAUUCGCAAUGUACAGUUAUGGAGAGCUGCAGCAUUCGCCUGAAUAACUCUGAAACCCUUCUCAGGACUGAAGGAUCUUUUUUUUUCUUUUUUGCUAGAGAUCUAUGAUGCAGAAGAUUCACUCUGUCCAGGACUAUUAGAACAAGAAUAGGCUACGAACCAUGUACAGAUUUGUCCAGUUCUCGGUCUGCCAUGUGCUGUCGCUGUAUCCUGGGUUAUGUGUCACAUAAUUCUUCGGAAUGUUGUGCGAUAAAUCACAAUCCAGCUAAUUUUAGUCUUC